This is a messenger RNA of Eurytemora carolleeae, 1068 nucleotides long. Its product is annotated as vesicle-associated protein 2-1. NCBI's taxonomy places the organism in Eukaryota, Metazoa, Arthropoda, Copepoda, Calanoida, Temoridae. The transcript is spliced from 5 exons. The coding region runs from base 16 to 783 and encodes 255 amino acids. The record is from RefSeq and is a predicted model, not a curated record.
AUAAUUGGAAACAACAUGAAUAUUUUAGUGUUUGACAUGCCCUGGGUACUGCAUGCUGCAUGGAAAGUUAUAAAAUCUUUAUUACCAGCUCCCGCCACAAAGAAGAUAAAAUUUGUGUCUGGAGGUUCAGCACUGGAUGAAUUUGUUGACCAGGAGAACCGGCUAGUUGCCUGGGGAGGCAGAGACACCUGGGAGUAUGUUUGGGAACCUCCAGUUCAAAUUGUAGCCGCUGAUAUCGCUGAGAGCACUGAUCUUAUGAAAGUGACCCCUGAGAGCUUGAUAGAGUUUACUAGACAGUCCCCUGACUACCUAGAAGCUAAUAUUUCAAUAGAGAAUAUAUCAUCAGAUAGAAUUGCAUAUAAGAUAAAGACGACCUCACCGGAGAUAUUCUUCGUGAAACCACAUACAGGGUUUAUUCAACCAAACCAAACCCAAACUGUUAGAAUUUCAGUUCCUGGAAGGGAGAAGUUUAAGAAUGAAAAGUUCCAAAUUAUCAGUACGCGAUCUCUACACGAGCUUAACCCUAGCGAUGGAUUUACAUCUGGAGAUAGGAUCCAACAGAUCAGACUCAACUGUAAACCAGCUUCAGUAGUAUCCACCUACCUAGAGAAUUCAACCGAACCCUCUCUCCAAUCCCUGGCAGAGAGUAUCUCCAGGUUGGACGGACAACUGAACGAGUGUCUGGGGAUACUGGAGCAACAGAAAAUACUGAACCUGACCCUACUCGGACUCAAUCUAUUUAUUGUUUAUAUCUUCUGUAAUAGUUUACUCAUAAAAUGCUGACCUUUAAGGAGCCCACGGAGGAUGAGAUAAUUGUACGGAAUUUAUUGAAUCUAUAUUUCUUUCAUUCAUGGUUUAACACAGAUCUUUACAUUUUCUUACUGAUCAUUACUAAAUCAUUACAUUAUCUUUAUUUAGCCUUCAAACGAAUUUUUACUUUUAAGCUCGUCAUUAAACUGUCAUACUUUGUGGGUAACCCUGUAACUUGAUUUUAACUCUCAAUCGCCAAGACUGAAUAGUUAACACAAAUUUUAAAUUAUUUAUAUUUCAAUAAAGUAACGCAUUUGA